AUGGGGCGUGGCGGCGGCGGACGCGGGGCGGGCAGCGCCUGGUCGGGGACCCCGAAUGGCCAGAGGGUUCCCCCGUGGAAGAGGAGCAGCAGUGGCAGUCGCCCUCCUCGCAACAGCUACGUGGUGUGUGACGGGUGCAGCAGAUGGCGUUACUGCAGGAAUAUCACCAGCAGGGGCGACCUCUGCAUCUGCGGCAAGAACCUCGCCUGCCUCGUCCCCGACGGUCAUGUCUUCCGUGACGACGAUGGUGGGUGGCUGGCAGCACAGCCCCAAGGAGGAACCUCGCCCAGGAUCAGCUGGGCAAAUGGUUGGCAGCCAGGUGGUGGUGCAGGCGGGAAAGGACAAGGAGGCCAACGCCAGCCACUACCUCACGACAAGACUGUCGACUUCAAGGCUGCCGCCGCAGCAGCUUACAGCAAGCUCAGCAAGGACGACCCGCCCAGGCAGCACUACGAGGCCCUCUGGCCUGAGCUCGCCGCAGCCAAGCCACCAGCAGACCAACCAGUCGUCGGAUUCAAGGCAGUGGAAGCAGCAGCACGACGCUUGGACAAACUCCAGAAGAAAGUACGAUCGGCUGGGGAGCAAGUCGAGAGUGCCCAGCAGUACUUGGCUGAGAGUGAACGCAAGCUUCGUGAAGCCAUGGAAGCCUCCAUUGCAGCCGAAGAAGAGUUCGACAAGCUCAAGGCCACAGUCGGCAAGCAAGAGGCCCCAGCUGAACCUGCAGCCGAGAAGCCAACUCUGGCAGCCCUCCUGGAGCAGUUCGAGCAUGAGCCUGACGACUUCCACAAGUGGUCCGAGCCCGACAAGGAGGUCUGGCGAGCAGCGAAGGCCAAGGGCGAGCGCAUGGCCCAGACGGUCAAGGAGCACGAGGAGGAGACGGCGAAGCACCUGCGACUACUGGAGGAAGAGACGGCCAGGCACCAGGAGCAGCUGCGCCAGCUCGAGCAGGCAAGCGAGUCUGCGCCGCCAGCCCAGCUCCUCAGCGAGGUGCCACCACUGGCACUGAGGCAGCAGGGACAGUCGCCGCGGCUGCGCUCACCGGCGCCGCAGCAGCUGCCCAACCAGAAGCAGCCGCAGCAGAACCUGACAAAGCAGAAGAACGCCGAGCCAGAGUGGAGGCCCACAUCCAGGAGGCGCGAGAGAAGGUCUCGCAGGCUAGGCGUGCCGAGACAGUCGUCGACGCAGAAGGGCAAGGUGACCACUCAGCAGGGUAGCCGCCCCAAGGCGAGCGCGAAGAAGGCUCGCCGCCCUUACCACAUCGACUUCUUCAACGUCACGACCUGGGGCCCCCAGGCACAGGGCUACCUCAUGGAGAUCAACAACACCAAGGACAGGGACAUCAUCGGCAUCGCAGAGCACCACCUCCGCCAGCCUGCGCAGAUAAGCAAGGCAAGAGCGGCGCUCAGGCGGAAUGGCAUGCACAGCUACUGGACCAAGGCACGGCCAGGAGAAGGAGAAGGCACACGAGGAGGCACGUGUGCCAUCGCGCGAGGAUCCUUGGACAUCCAGGACAGGAUCGCGGGUUUUGAUGAGCACUACCUGCACGAGGACGGCAGUGACGUCACGGUGGUGAUCUCCAACCUGCACAAGGUUCGUUUCGCAGUAGCUUUCGUCUACCUUGAGUGUGGGACGGGCUUUGGAGAGCGGAACGUCGACAUCCUCUGCGACCUGCGGGAGAAGAUGGCCGUCUGGGGAGGGCCCUGGGCAGCGCUUGGGGACUUCAACAUGACGCCGUCGGAGCUCAACAACAGCAUUUGGCCCAGGGUGCUGAAUGCUCAGGUAGCAGCGGCGGAGGAGGGCGCCCCCACAUGUUUCCCAGCAGAAGGUGAAGCCAGGUGCAUCGACUUCGCGCUGAUCUCGCAGGGCUUGGCGCCGUACUUCGACCAACUGGAGCUGCUCAGGACCGUGCCGUGGAAGCCGCACAUCGGCAUCCGCUUGAAGCUGAAGGGGCGACCUCUCAUGCUCAAGGGCAGGGUACUUCGCAGGCCAGCAGCCAUAAAGCCGCCAGUCACAGACGAGCAAAUGCCGAAGUCCAGAGCCGCUUGCAGACGAGCGGCGCGCGGAGGCCAGGAGGCCAUGCGCCGACGUCAGCAAGCGUCGGCAGAGGCAGGAUGCGACCAGGACGAGAAUGACAUGGAGCCAGUGCCGCAGCUGUACUACGACAAGGAGGUCCAGCACGUCAUCCCUGACGAGCUGUGGCAGGCCACCUCCGAGCGGGUCAGCGUGCGCGCCUACGACGAGUUGCCCCAGCACUUGCAGCACACAGUCGUCGGCAAGAUGAUGGAGCGGGACGUGCUGGACCUGGGGCAGCAGUACGACCGUUUCGCAGGCACCCUCGAGCUGAACCUGCGCGAGAGCAUCGGCAUCCCAGAGGAAGAGCGUGGACGACAUCUCGGGCACAGCCGGCCCCCGAUCUACAAGAGCGUGAGCAUCAAGGAUGAGGAGGACUACUUGGAGUACCGCCAGGAGAUCGCAGAUCAGGAGAACAGCGACGGGUACCACCAGCACAUCGAGGGGCAGCAGGACAGCCUCGAGUUCGGCCAGACCGUUCGACGCAGCACCAUGGACAUCCAAGACCACGACCCCUUCGAGGAUGAGGAGGACUACUUGGAGUAUCGCCAGGAGAUCGCAGAUCAGGAGGACUGCGACGGGUACCACCAGCACAUCGAGGGGCAGCAGGACAGCAUCGAUUACGGCCAGACCGUUCGCCCAGAGGCAGAGGAGCCACGUGAUAUGGGCCUGCCCCCACCAGACCUCUGGAAUGAUGACCAGUACCAGCGGGAGCGGGAAGACUACGUGGCCAUGAGAGACGACUUGGAGCGCUGGGCGGCCAUCUGGAUGAAUAACCUGGUGCAGCUCCCCACGGACAACAGCAACUGGAUGCAGAUCUGUGUGCCGUUCCUGGAGACCAUCUUGGGUGGCGGAGGCAACAAUGGCAUGGUGAGACUGCUCAGGCGUUGGUGCCAGCAGGCCGGCCUCAGCCACAUCAUCAGGGUCCGCACCCACAGCGGCCACCAGACGCAGCAGCAGAUCAACGCAAGACGGCAGCUCGCACAGCAGCAAGGUGCAGCCAAGGACCAGCAGCAGGCCCUCCUCACAGACCUGCACUCGAUAGCAGAGGGCGCGCUCGUGGACCCAGGGACGAUCAGAAGGGUAGCAGAGGAGGUAAAGAGCAUGGCCAAGCUACUCACAAAGGCGGUGAAGAAGGCGUACAUCCACUGGGUGCACGACGCCACGGCAGGCAGUGCGAAGAUGGCCCACGCCUACACCAAGGCAGCGGAGCGCAGCCACCUGGAGGACAUCCUUGAGCACGAGGGCCAGGUCAUCAACCACCCGCAGCAGCUGGUGGACUUGCGCAAAGAGGCAUGGCAACGCAGGUGGACACGAGAUGCACAGAAGGCCGAGAGGAUCCAAGAGGCGCUGGCCAAGCUGAGGCAGGCUGCCUUGGCCCAAGAGAAUGCCCUCGAGCCCAUCAGCAAGGACAUCAUCGGCUCCAUCAUCCAGCACCUGAAGCGCAAUGCUGGCCAAGGAGCGGACUGGUGGAGGGCUCCUGAGCUCAAGGCCAUGGGCGCCCAGGGGCUGGAAGACUUCGUGCAGUGCCUGACCAGCUGUGAGCAACGGGCAGCGUGGCCGUGGCAAUUAUACUUGGUGCUGGAGCUGCUGCUGGGCAAGAAGCCAGGAAUCGGCGGCGAGCGCCCCAUCGGCCUCAUGCCCAUGCCGUACCGCAUCUGGAGCGCAGCCAGGAGGCCCAUAGUAGCCACCUGGAGCAAGGCAGCGGCGGGCUUCUGGGACACGGCAGUAGCUGGCUCCUCAGCGCUACGAGUGGCAAUGCACAGACUGAUGAGGGCAGAAGCCACCACGGAGAUGGGCUUUCAUGCAGCAGGAGUUUUCUACGACGCGGCAAACUUCUACGACAACAUAGGCCUCGACCAGCUGAUCGAGAAGGCCAGCGACCUCCAAUACCCGUUGCUGCCGCUGGCAAUGGCCGUGCAGAUGUACCUUGCGCCCAUGGCCAUCAUGGCCCACAGCCUCUUCUCGGACAUCUUCGAGCCUGCCAACAGCAUGGUAGCCGGCUGUGGCCAAGCGGUCGACCUCACCAGACCGCUCUUGUAUGGCAUCCUGGAUGCGGCGCACAGGCACUACAUCUUCGUCGUCAUGCAGCAGUACCUGGACGACCUGGCCCUGCAGGUAGAGGGUGCGCGGCGGCAGGUCAUUGCCCAGAUCAAGUACGUGGCAGCGCUGGUGCACGAUGGAUUCAAGCGGCUCUCGAUACCCAUCUCCGUCAAGACGGCAGUGGUGGCCUCGGACAAGGACCUCCAGGCGGAAGUCGCCAGCAUCCUGGACAGCCUGGGCACUCCCACCAAGCAACCAGGUGUACGGCGCGACCUCGGCGUGGACACCAGCCUCGGCAAGCAGCUGCGGCGACCCACCCAUGCCGCGCGCCAGGCCAAGGCCAAGCAGAGGGUGGCCAAGCUCAAGGACCUAGCGAAGACGGACGCCAGAGGCGCGGCAAAGGUCUAUUCAGCAGGGGCCUACUGCCAGCAGGCCUGGGACUUACCAGCGCACGGCAUCACGCCCACGGAGGCGAAGUCGGUCAGGGCCACGGAGGCAGCGCUCCUCACAGGCGGACACAAGGCUGGACGCUGCACGUCCACCAUCCUCCUGAUCCAGAGGGGAAUGCAAGAGGCGGUAACCCGAGCCAUCGGCGACCAGAUCAAGCAGUUCUGGCUCACCAUAGUCGACCACCCGACGGAGCUCAAGAGGUACCAGAGAGGCUGGCUCCUGCUCUACGCCAAGCUGGACUCCAGCAGAGCGCGCAGCAGCAGCUCUGGCAGCAGGCAGCUGGCCAUCGCUGUGGAGAAGGACUUCAGGCAGGUGGCGACCUCUAUCAGCUGCAGCGCCACCUGA
This is a messenger RNA of Prorocentrum cordatum, 4908 nucleotides long. NCBI's taxonomy places the organism in Eukaryota, Dinophyceae, Prorocentrales, Prorocentraceae. The record is from the annotation of a GenBank genome assembly.